AUGCAAACGGUGGGGAGACUACUGAGUCAGGGUGUGUACACAGUUUCGGGGCCGUUUCAUCCGUUCGGUGGCGCCGUCGACAUUGUGGUCGUAGAACAGAAAGAUGGUAGUUUCAAGUCCUCGCCCUGGUACGUUCGAUUCGGCAAAUUUCAAGGGGUUUUGAAGGCGAGGGAAAAGGUGGUCGAUAUCUCUGUCAAUGGGGUGAGUGCUGGUUUCCAAAUGCAUCUCGAUCAUAAGGGGGAAGCUUACUUUCUCAGGGAAAUCGUUGCACAAGAAGAAGUCAAUUUGGUGUUUCCGUCUUCUUCUGGCAAGGUUAAAGAUGAUCACUCUCGCAGGUCCAAGAGUUGCGAUUAUGAUAGUGGUGAGGUUGUCAGUAAUAGUGGUUCUAGCCGUUCCAGAAUACUUAGCCUUGUGUUUGGGAGAAGGUCUUUGAAGCAAAGAGAGGGUGAUGGUGAUGGAAUUGAGAACAGGGUGGGUUCGUUGGAGCGUGCUGAGAUUGCCGCUAACUUGUUAGACCUCAAGUGGUCCACUAAUCUCUCCGGGGAACAAGGGCAAGGUGUUCUUGCUAAAUCGUCUGGGGAUGGUAACGUGGUCGUGGAUGAUAUUGACUUGAAUAAGGAAGCUUGUUUUGGUCGUGAAUGUGCCUUGAAUGGGAAGGAAGUUGUGUAUGAUAUCGCAGAGUCUGACGUGAAAGUUGCGUGCGUGGAGGUGAAGCUUGUGGAAAAGGAACUGAAUGGAGAAGAUGUUUCAGCUGAUGGGGUUUGCCGUGAAACACCAGAAACUUCAAAGUUGGCCGUGGCUUGUUCUAGUGAACAAACUCAAGAAGUGGUGUACCUUGCUGGCGCAGCAGGAUGUGAAGAAGUCCGUGUCCAUGUCCAUGAUGAAGUCUUGCAUCGUGCAACUGUACUGUUAUCUGAGGGUGCACAAGCUGUGGAAGUUAUUGAGAAGGCUGAUAUUGGGAUGCCAGUAUUGGAGAUUUCCGAGUUUCAUUCCGAGGUUCAGCAAAUAGAUUGUUUGGAUUCUGGUGAUAUUUUGUGUAAUGAGUUGGCUAUUGAAGAGCAAUCAACAUCUUCAAAGCCCCACACUGUCAACAUUGGCCUAGGAGAUUGUUCACGUGAGAAAGUUGAGCCGAACUGUGUCAACAAACCUUCCAGUUACAGCAUCCUGGAUGACCAAGCCAUAGGCGAGAAUGUGAACAAGGACGUCUCUGGCACAUUAUCAACUCCUCUAGACUCUGUUGAUGAUUGUUUACCUCGAAAAGCAUCAGGGAUAUCACCAUCAUCAAGCUCAGAUGAUGUAAAUUUCCUUUUCAGUGAUCUUGAUGAAAGUGUAAUCAAUGAUCGAUUCAAGAGAACACUCUUCUCUGAACAUGUAUAUAAAGACAAUCAUGUUUGUUACGAGAAUGAAACUGAAAAAUUAACAGCAAUAUCCGGUCCCAUAGUCAUUCCUAGAAAUGAUGCUGCUGGAGAAAACGUUGGGCAGCAUUUGGGGUCCUUGCCAAAUCUUUCUUCUGGCAGAGACAUCGUGGUCCAACAUGAUAUUCGUUAUCCUUUAAGUCAAUCACUGGGCUCAAAAUCAUUAUCCUUGCCAUGCGCAUUUCCUGGAGAAGAUGAUUUGGAAUGUUUAAAACCUGUAGAAGACAAAGGAAACCAACUAACACACGAGGAGUCAGGUGCCAAGGAUUAUCAUAAUUCUGGGGAAAUCAAAGGUACAGCUCAGAAGCUUCCCCUUGGCAUGAUACCAGUUGACCAAGUUGAGAAAAAUCGUACAGGAGAUGGUCCAUCCACACACAACCCUUCCUCUGGUGGAAAUUGGACUCUUUGGCCUUUCUCCUUGAGGAGUACAGGAUCUAAACCUUCUGUGUUGCCUCCUUCUCUUAGUGAUGCCAAAGACACUACUGAUGGUAAUGCCCUAGAGAAUACAAUUAGCACAGAUAUGAAAAAAGAGGAGUCCAAACCCAAUAUAAAAAAAGUGAUGGUUAGGGAAACAACUCCAACUUCUGAACAGGUAGCCUCCUUGAAUCUGAAGGAUGGGAUGAAUACUGUGACCUUUACUUUCUCUACAGCUGUGCUGGGGAAGCAGCAGGUUGAUGCUCGAAUAUAUUUGUGGAAAUGGAACACUCGCAUAGUGAUCUCUGAUGUGGAUGGUACGAUUACAAGGUCGGAUGUUCUCGGUCAGUUCAUGCCUUUGGUUGGUAUUGACUGGUCACAGACAGGUGUCGCACAUUUAUUCUCCGCUAUUAAGGAGAAUGGUUACCAACUUCUUUUUCUCAGUGCUCGUUCAAUUUCUCAGGCCUAUCUUACACGACAAUUCCUAGUUAACCUUAAACAGGAUGGAAAAGUUUUACCUGAUGGUCCCGUUGUUAUUUCUCCUGAUGGACUUUUCCCCUCUCUAUAUCGGGAAGUUAUUAGGAGGGUUCCCCAUGAAUUCAAAAUUGCAUGCUUAGAGGUCAUCAAGGAACUCUUUCCGUCUGAUUGCAAUCCUUUCUAUGCUGGUUUUGGUAAUAGGGAUACGGAUGAAAUCAGCUACCUUAAAGUUGGAAUUCCCUUGGGAAAAAUCUUCAUAAUUAAUCCCAGGGGAGAGGUUGUUGUAAACCGUCGCGUUGAUGCAAAAUCAUAUGCUUCUCUGCAUGCUCUCGUGAAUGGGAUAUUUCCCCCUACAAACUCUUCUGAACAGGUAUCAACAAGCAUGCCCAUUCAUCUUUAUCCUGAAAUUAAAGAUGGACUCAAGGGCAAGAAAUAA
Sphenostylis stenocarpa is the source of this 2742-nucleotide messenger RNA. The record is from the annotation of a GenBank genome assembly. NCBI's taxonomy places the organism in Eukaryota, Viridiplantae, Streptophyta, Magnoliopsida, Fabales, Fabaceae.